This is a messenger RNA of Peromyscus californicus insignis, 5845 nucleotides long. RefSeq names its product transglutaminase 5 (gene Tgm5). NCBI's taxonomy places the organism in Eukaryota, Metazoa, Chordata, Mammalia, Rodentia, Cricetidae. Bases 1700 to 3700 code for a protein of 666 amino acids. The record is from RefSeq and is a predicted model, not a curated record. Gene Ontology annotation, molecular function: protein-glutamine gamma-glutamyltransferase activity. Gene Ontology annotation, biological process: peptide cross-linking. The transcript has 14 exons.
AGGAGGAAAGGGUCCCUGGCCUUCGGAGAGCAGGUGAGAACGGUGCCAGGGAGCCUGGGGACGGAGGGGACAGAGGGAGGUGAGAAGUGGGUGAGAAACAAGGCCGUCGACUAGAGGAUUGAGCAGACAAGACUGGGAGAAAAGGUCUGAGCCACAGGGGCCAAUGGUUUAAGGGAGGUUGAGGAUUGAAGGUGGAUGCGGAUAUGUUAGUGAGCUGGGGCUAUGGGUGUGCCUCGGUGGCAGGGUGCUCACUUCCGUUCCCCAGCACAGCAACAAACCAACAGCCUCAGAGAGCUCUAUUUGUGCAUCUGUACACCAUGAAAGCUGUUAGAGGAUUGAAAACACAGGAGAGACAAUGACACGAGUGGACAGGAUCCUCAGAGGACCCAGAAUCAGGGGACACAGGAAGAGGUAACUCCUGGUGGGGAAGACAGAGUGGGUGAGUCUCCCACCUACUCUUCACACAGGCUCCUUCUCCAGCCUUCUCCCUCUCUGCCUUGAUCCUUAGUGUAUUCCUCCGCCCCCAUUUCUCUCUCUGGAGAACCUUGGGUAUUGCUGGGCAAUUGCUCUUCCAUGAAGCUACAUUAUCAUCUUGUCUUUCUUUUUAUGUGUAUGUAUGAGAGCCUGCACGCUUCUCCGUGAACCAUGUGCAUGACCGGUGUCUGCAGGAGGCCAGAAGAAGGCAUCAGAGUCCCUGGAACUAGCAUUAAAGACAGUUGUGAGUCCCCCAUGCAGUGCUGGAACUCAAACUCGGGUCCUUUGGAAGAAUAGCCCAUGGUCUUAACCCCUGGGCCUUCUCUCCAGCUCUACCUCUGCUAAUUUUACUUGAGAUUCACUGUGGGCCUGGAAGGUCUCACUUAAAACAGUACCAUUGCCAGAAAAGAAAAAAAAGUCAUAUUAAGGAUGAUCUGGAGUAGGUUCUGUUUUGCACUUAAACACCAGAAAGAGAGGGCUCAAGUGCAAGCACUCACGGAGGCUCUCUUAGGUGUGAGUGGUAGUCUAGGACCCUGACACUCCUUCCUGCAGAAGCAGUUCCCUCCAUCCCUGUGAAGGCCUCAUCCGUUCCCCAGUUUCUCCUGGCUCCCUUACCAUGGCCCUAUUGCCUAAGAGCUACCAAGGCCCAAUAGCACAAAGGCCCCGAUGGUUCCACAGCCUCCACACCUCCUCUCAGCCGAGCAACACUGCCAAGAAAAACCAGAGGGCGAGUGAGAAAACCAGUUGUGAUCUGCCCUGUCAGAGGUGGCAGCGCAGCAGCCGGCCCCACCUCCCCGUGCCUCUUGGAGCCUUGGGAUGGAAGGGGAAGCAGACAUUCCAGGAUCAGUUUCCUGAAGCUCCAGUCCAUCCAGCUGUCUGUGGGGGAGCAGCCCUGGAGCCAGCAGCAGCCACCAUGGCCCAAGGACCAUCUGCCCAGAGAUGGUACCACCCAUGGUGGACUGGGCCUUUCCAUCUCAAUCAGCAAUCAAGAAAAUGCCCCCACAGACAUGUCCACAGGCCAAUCUGAUGGAGGCAAUUCAAUUAAGAUUCCCUCUUCUCAGGCUGCCCCAUCCCAGGGCUAGAGGUGGCCCUCACAGACCUCCAGAGCUCCCGGAACAAUGUGAGGCACCACACAGAGGAGAUCAGUGUCGACCGCCUUAUUGUCCGCCGAGGGCAGGCCUUCAGCAUCACCCUCUACUUUAAGAACCGGGGCUUCCAGCCGGGCAUGGACAGUAUCAUCUUUGUGACUGAGACUGGACCCUUGCCAGACCUGGCCAAAGGGACACGGGCAGUGUUUAGCCUCACAGGCAGUGGUGGCCCAAGCCCCUGGAUUGCUUCCCUGGAGGCCAAUGGGGCCACCUCCCUGGAAGUGAGCCUGUGUGCCCCUCCCAUGGCAGCUGUGGGGCGAUACCUCCUGAAAAUUCGCAUCGACUCCUACCAAGGUUCUGUCACGGCAUACCAGCUCGGGGAGUUCAUCCUGCUCUUUAAUCCCUGGUGCCCAGGGGAUGCAGUCUACUUGGAGAGUGAGCCCCAGAGGCAGGAGUAUGUCAUGAACGAUUAUGGCUUCAUCUACCAAGGGAGCAAGAGCUGGAUCCGCCCAUGUCCCUGGAACUAUGGGCAGUUUGAAGAGAAUAUCAUUGACAUCUGCUUGGAGCUGCUGGAGAAGAGUCUGAACUUCCAGGUUGACCCGUCCACAGAUUGUGCCCUGCGGGGAAGCCCCGUCUACACGAGCAGAGUUGUGUGUGCCAUGAUAAACAGCAAUGAUGACAGUGGGGUGCUCAAUGGCAACUGGAGUGAGAAUUACGUGGACGGUGUCAACCCUGCAGAGUGGACUGGCAGUGUGGCCAUCCUAAAGCAGUGGCAUGCCACGGGCUGCCAAUCAGUGCGCUAUGGACAAUGCUGGGUCUUCGCUGCUGUCAUGUGCACAGUGAUGAGAUGCCUGGGCAUCCCCACCCGCGUGAUCACCAACUUUGACUCCGGCCAUGACACAGACGGGAACCUGAUCAUAGACGAGUAUUACGACAACACAGGCAGGAUCUUGGAGAAUAUGAAGAAGGAUACCGUCUGGAAUUUCCAUGUGUGGAAUGAGUGCUGGAUGGCACGAAGGGACCUCCCUCCUGGACACGGAGGUUGGCAGGUGCUGGAUGCUACCCCUCAGGAAACCAGCAAUGGUCUCUACUGCUGUGGUCCUGCUUCAGUCAAAGCCAUCAAAGAGGGAGAAGUCGAUCUAAACUAUGACACGCGCUUUGCGUUUUCUAUGGUGAACGCUGACUGCAUGUCCUGGCUUGUCUACGGAGGAAAGGAGCAGAAAAUUCACCAGGACACGGCUACUGUUGGGAAUUUUAUUAGUACUAAGAGCAUCCAGAGUGACGAGCGGGAUGACAUCACAGAGAGCUACAAGUAUGAAGAAGGUUCCCUUCAAGAGAGACAAGUGUUUCAAAAGGCUCUACAGAAGCUAAAGGCUGGAAGGUCUCAAGGGUCACACCAGGGAGACUCAAAUCCCUUCAGCUCCAUGCCACCAAGGCAAGAUGGUUCUAGGAGCCUAGACACGCCUUCCCUCCGACCCAGCGAUGUCAUCCAGGUCUCUCUGAAGUUUGAGCUGCUUGACCCACCUAACAUGGGCCAAGACAUAAACUUUGUCCUGUUGGCUGUCAACAUGUCACCUCAGUUCAAGGACCUCAAACUCAAUUUGAGUGCGCAGUCUCUGCUGCACGAUGGCAGCCCCCUGGCCCCGUUCUGGCAGGACGUAGCAUACAUCACACUGUUCCCUGAAGAAGAAAAGACCUACCCUUGCAAAAUCCUCUACUCUCAGUACAGCCAGUAUCUGUCAACAGACAAGCUAAUCCGCAUCAGCGCCCUGGGUGAAGAGAAGAACAGUCCUGAGAAAAUCCUGGUGAACAAGAUCGUCACCCUGACUUUCCCAGGCAUCGUGAUUAAUGUUCUAGGAGCAGCCUUUGUGAAUCAGCCACUCACUGUCCAGGUGGUCUUUUCAAACCCACUCUCAGAGCCUGUUGAGGACUGUGUGCUGACCUUGGAAGGAGGUGGCCUCUUCAGGAAGCAGCAGAGAGUUCUCAUUGGAAUCCUCAAACCCCAUCACAAGGCCAGCAUCACUCUGAAGACUGUCCCUUUCAAGAGUGGCCAAAGGCAGAUCCAAGCUAAUCUGAGGAGCAAUAAGUUUAAAGACAUCAAGGGUUACAGGAAUGUGUAUGUUGACAUUGGCGUAUAGACUCUGAGACAGAGCUGGAGAGAUGGCUCAGCGGUUGAGAGCAUGGGUUGCUUUUGCAAAGGACUUGGGUUAGAUUUCCCAGCAUUCCCAUGAUGGCUCAUAAUCAUCUGUAACCCCAGUUCCAGGGUAUCCAACCAACAUGCAUGCAGAAAAAAAGCAUUCAUGCACAUACAGUAAAAAUAAAUAAAUCUAAUUUUUUAAAGAAACUCUGAGAUGUGCUGGACCUGUGGAUUUUACACUAAAGGUUUCACAGACUCUGACAUCAGCAGCAAUGGAGAUGCCAGAGAUAGCCUGUUACUGGUCUGUUUAUGAAGCUUGCCAGGACUCUUCAGCACCAGGGAUUCUAUGGUAUCCACACAGAGGUGCGAUUUGGCACAGAGGUCAAGGGAGGACAGGUCUUAGCAGCUCACUGUGGCGUUGUUGUCGUGGGACUAAACAACAUCAGCAAGCUUCAUUCCUCCUCCUUCACCUCGAGGAAUCAUCACUUUCUCUUCAGAGCUCCUCCUGCCCUUCUGUUGCCAGGAGCUUCCUGUUGUUUCAGUGCCUGAGCCCACUCACUCACUCAAGAAGUCUUUGUUGAGUGUCCAGCGUACGGCCAAUGCCACUCUGAGUGUAAUAGAUAAGACAGUGAAAAAAGCAAAGGCCCUGGCAUUGUGGCACCUGCAUUCUAGCGGGAACACAGAAGACAGACACUAAACAUCUCAGUAGGUGCCUAGCACAAUCCAGGCCGAAGAGCAAAAAUCCCCCAACAUGUCUUUAUACACCAUGUUCUGUCUCAGUUUCUUGGCAAAAAGGGAGAAAAAUAGACUAGGAUAUCUCUUGCCCCGACCUUCCCUUAACUAUACUCCCCAUGUGACAUUGAAGCCAUUCUUCAGUCCUCACAGUCCUGGCAUCUCCAUGUAACGUCGCCAAUGCAUUUGUGUUCUUGGAGGCCUGCUGUUGGCUGUUAGUGAGGAAGCAAAAGCCACCCGAAUAAUGCAGUGAGGUAGAUAUUUGGUGGAGACUGAGACAGCCUCAGCGUUUCCUACCUGUUGCACCUGAUGUUUACCGUCACUCAGACCCUGCCCUGUCUGCGCUACCGAACAUAAAACAGCUCUGCGUCUCCUGUCCCAGGAUACUGCCCUCCAGGUACCGGCUACCGUGACUAAGACAGAUGUCCUAGUAAAUGUACAGACAUUAAAUAAAGAAGUCAACGACUUCCAUUACACCUAAACAAAAGGGUCAAUGUCGUUAAUCAGAAGGAGAGAAGGGGUGUGGUGGGAAUUACCUGGUAAGCUGGUUGUCUUGUGGGAGAGUCAUCUAAGAACCUGGUGGCACAGCGGGCAGUAACCUACAAUUAUUUUAUCCUCUAAUUAUUACAUGACAACAACAAGAAAUCCUGUAAGGAAAACACCCUGGAGAGUCGCAUCUGACAGAGAGGGUGACCUCUGAAAUUCUUGGGAAUUUUUAGCUGCCACAUCCUCAAACUUGUUCAUGAGACCUGUUGGUAACACCACGUUCGUCAACUCACUCAACAAAUAGUUACGGAGUUUCUUCGAGGCACAAGGUCCUAAGGCAGGCUGGCACUGAGGAUAGAAGAAAGACCAGAGCCGGCACUCAAGGAGCUCAAGUGUAGACAUUUGGAGAAUCUAAACAACAUGCAAGAUUCUUAAAGACUUUCAAUAAAUAAAUAAAUUUUUACGUUUCUUUGGUGUGUGUGUGUGUGUGUGUGUGUGUGUGUGUGGUGUGUGUGUGUGUGCAAACAUGCAUGUGUGAGCAUAGGAACAUCAUGAACGUCAUUGCAUACAUGUGGUGGUCAGAGGACAACUUGAGGAAGUUGGCUUUCUACUUCUACCACGUAAGUUCAAGGGACUAGAACUCAGGUCAUCAGGCUUAGCAGCAAGUGCCCUUACUGUUGCUACAUGACCACACAUGCGCUGUCCAGUAGCCAAGCAAGAGGCUUAGUCAUCCUUUACAUCCUUCAUAAUGCGUGCACUGUGUGAUCACGCAAUUUACGAGGGCAGCGUGAUCACAUAAUCUAUGCACAUGUGUGAUGCAGCUACGUAAGCCCAUAUGCGCAUGUGUGGGGGGAAUCCAUGAAAAGUGGGUCACAGACUCCUCCCCCUUCUUCUUCUUCUUCCUCCCUCUUCUGCACACGUCUUCCAA